GGAACCUCUGAAGGAGGAGGGUGCGGGCUGCUCCGAGUUCCGGCGCUGGUGCCGCAGCCGCCGCUGCCAACUGUGGCGGCUGCUGCUGCUGCCUUUCAUCCCGAUCCUGGCACUGAUCGUCCAGACCACCGUCUCGUUGAAGCACAGCCUCACCAACGGAAUGGAGGUCGCCGAUGUAGAGGAACAGGUCAGCCGAGCUACAGAACUGGGGAAACUGGUGACCAGGCUUCAACAGGAGCGCUCAGAGGUGGCAUUCUUCAUCUUCACCAAUGGAAGCACGCUAAGGUCGAACCUGACGCAGCGUUUCGCGGGCACGGAUAGCGCGUUGCAGCAGAUGGGCGAGCUCCCCCCCCUCGUGUUCAAGAACCGCCACACGCCCGUCGACGAGACCACCUUCCUGGCUGAGCUGUCCGAUCUCAGAGCGAAGAUCAACCCCGGUACUUCUAUGGCCCAAGCAGUUGAGUGGUACACGAAUGCCAACGCAGCUCUUCUCACUCAUCUCACCAAAGAAAUCAAGGACACGGACAGCAGCACUAUAUGGAGAUACCUAGUGGGCUUCAAGAACUUGCUCCGCAGUAUAGAGUGCAAGGGGAUAGCGUCAGUUCUCGGCAUCAACUACUUCGCCAGAGGAUACCUCCAGCCGCGGGCACACGAACGAUACAUCUCCCACAUGGUGCUUGGUAGAGACCUGUUGGAUAACACUAUGAACCUGGUGCCGUCGCUGAUCCCUCUUCACAUGGACAUAAAGGAGGACAGUCCAGAAUACCAAGUAUUGGAAAGAAUCAACCAGCAGAUCGUAGAAAACAAACACCAGGAGGGGAGUGUGAGCGAUGCCAUAGAGUAUUUCGACCAGACCGCAACCCUGCUGGACAAGCUCAGGGCCGUACAGAAGCAGCUCAGGGAAUACAUCAGGGACGGUGUAAACGAGAGCCUACGAGACGCGCGGCGCAGCGAGGCGGUGUGCGCGGGCAUAUUGGUGCUGGUUUGCGUCGUGUCGCCCAUCAUCAUAGCGCUCGUCCGGAACGCUGUCAACACCAUACAGAUAUACGCACGGAACCUGUCAGAGAAGGCCAAAGAGUUGGAGUAUGAGAAGGAGUUGAGCGACUCCCUCCUGUACCAGAUGCUGCCGGCCACUGUGGCGAAACAGUUGAAGCAAACGCAACAGGUGCCGGCGGAAUUUUUCGCGUCAGUGACUGUGUACUUCAGUGACAUUGUCGGGUUCACCGCCAUCGCAGCUGUGUCCACGCCAUAUCAGGUAAUAAGUUUCCUGAAUUCUGUAUACAAACUGUUCGAUGAGAGGAUCGAAUGCUACGACGUGUACAAGAUAGAGACGAUUGGAGACUCCUACAUGGUGGCGUCCGGGCUACCUGUGAGAAAUGGUAACAAGCACGCGACAGAGAUAGCGAGUAUGGCGUUGGAGCUGCUGGAGGCGACGUCCAUGUGCCGCCUGCCGCACCGUCCUGAUCAGACGCUAUGCAUGAGGAGUGGAAUCCACACUGGUCCCUGCGUCGCGGGGAUAGUGGGCACCAAGAUGCCCAGGUAUUGUCUCUUCGGUGACACCAUUAAUACCGCCAGCCGCAUGGAGAGUACCGGGGAACCGAUGAAGAUACAAAUAUCUGAUGACGUGAAGAGGGCAUUGGAUCGAACUGGACUGUUCGUUACAGCGCCACGUGGAGUUGUGGAUGUUAAGGGCAAAGGAGAAAUGAUGACGCACUGGUUGGAGGGACGCACUGGACCUUCGCCAGUCAGGCCUCACACUUCCUCGCUCGACUGCACCCCGAGUUUCCUCACCAGAAUACACUCACAACGAUCCUCUCCUAGAUAUAGACCUGAAUCGAACCGUUCCAACUAACGUGCAUAAAACACCCAAUUAAUUAUUGGCACUUGAGUACAGAAAAUUCUAUUAUUAUUGGCAUUAAAAAAAACACAAAAUAAUUGGCAACUACAGAGAAUCCUAUCAUUUACUGGCAUUCCUUUUCAAACAAAAUCUAAGGCGCCAAUAAUAAUUAUAGGAACUUCAACGAUUCGAUAGUUUGCCCUAAUAAGGUGUUGUUACGAUUAUGUAAUGUAGGUAGGUAUACCUAACUAGAUUAAAUAGACACCAGCCUACAUUAAGCUUCUGUCGCUUUAAUGUUGUAUGAAUGGUGCCAUAAUAAAAGUAAAUUGUUAUGAAUGUAUGUA
Molecule: messenger RNA, 2181 nt
Organism: Aricia agestis (brown argus)
Lineage: Eukaryota; Metazoa; Arthropoda; Insecta; Lepidoptera; Lycaenidae
Product: receptor-type guanylate cyclase gcy-1
Exons: 15
Coding region: 161-1852 (563 amino acids)
Biological process (GO): cGMP biosynthetic process; receptor guanylyl cyclase signaling pathway; intracellular signal transduction
Molecular function (GO): guanylate cyclase activity; peptide receptor activity
Source: RefSeq, a predicted model, not a curated record